UAGUGUUGCAAGUAUUUGUAAACAAAAGGAGUGUGUCUGGGAUUCAAUUGUGUGAAAAAAGUGACUGUUAUGCAAAUGUGAUAUUAUCAGUAGCGUCUGAAAUACCUAAUAGAGGUUGCCUUGACCUAGCCUAGACACUGUAAGGCAGCCUCAGUCAGCAGGCGCAGUGAGCAGCUGGCUGGCCGCACCAGCGAUGUCGUCGGCUGCACCCGCCGCGUCUGCGGCGCAUACAGCUUCCUUGCGCUGCUAAAAAUAUCGCGGGAGAUAUUUUUGAUCGAAAAAAAUGUAUAGACCUUGAAGUCGAGUGAUUGAGUGUUGUAGAUGUGUCGCGUCUCGUAUAAUUUCAAGGUCCUCGAUACAAAUACAGUGAAAAUACAAGUGGCAUGUGUGUAGGAACUGUUUAACUGGAACACUUGAGUGAAAAUUAGUUUCAUGUGGGACACACAGUGACCUUGACCUGGAUUUGCGUGUUUAUCUCGAAUAUUCAUCUAGAGUGGUGUUACACUGGCAGUUUAUAAUGAAUGGAAUCUCUUCAACUGUGCACUCGCCACAAACCAACACUGAAUAGCAUCAUUAUACCUUGACCUUGCCGUCCAUGUUAGAACACUUGCAUACAUCCUCAAUAUGUCGCUUGUCUUUAGAUUACUGAUAAAGCGAUAAUAAUCUUUAGGUUUAAAUUAUGUAAUAAGCACAUAAUAACAGUUUGACACAUAUUUUAAAAGACUUAAAUAAAAUAAUUAUGACAGAAUCCAUGUGAGAUCACAACAUCACCAAGUCUUUUUGACCUUUAGGUUUUGUACCUUUAAAGGAAUAAACUAUCAUACAGUAGCAACCUGACGGAACAACAACUGACACAUCAAAGUCCUUAUAGUCUGAUGUGGCCAAGAUAUAACUGAACUGUUGACCUGUGGUGGUAGUAUAAGAUGGUAUUGAUGGUGGCGCUGUCAGUGUGUAGAGCGUGCGUGGUCCGGCCAGCGGGGGCAGCGGGCGGGGGCCCCGGUGGCGGCAUGGCCUCGUUCGCGGCUUCGGCGGCGCUGCGCUCGCGCUGGGGGGACCUCAUCGACGCGGCGGCGCCCGACCCGCCCGACGUGGGCUCGUCCGUGCGCUCCGUCGUGGGCUGGCUCAAGCAGGCGUCGCUGGAGGUCCGCGCAGCCGGCAGUCGCGCCGUGAGCUCGCUGCGCGGCGCCGCGCCGCCGCCCGCAGACAUGCACCAGUCCGUGCUGCUGCUGCACUACAACGACGUCUACAACAUCGAGCAGACCUCCAACACGGAGCCGGUGGGCGGCGCGCUGCGCUUCAGCUCGGCCGUGAAGGCGCUGCAGCCGCGCCACCCGCUCGUGCUGUUCAGCGGCGACGCAUUCUCGCCCAGCAUGCUGAGCACGUACACGAAGGGCGAGCAGAUGGUGCCGGUGCUCAACGAGGUGGGCACGCACUGCGCCGUGUUCGGGAACCACGACUUUGACUUUGGGCUGGAGGAGCUGUCAGCUCGCGUGUCGCAGUGCAAGUUCCCGUGGCUGAUGUCCAACGUGCUGGACCGCGAGACGGGCCGCCCGCUGGGCGACGGCCGCAUCACGCACGCCGCCGCCGCCGCCGGACUCAGCCUCGGCUUCAUCGGGCUCGUCGAGCAGGAGUGGCUGGAGACGCUGGCCACCAUCAACCCGGAGGAGGUGACUUACAUCGACUUCGUGCAGGCCGGCAACCAGCUCGCGCACCAGCUCAAACAAGAGGGCUGCGCGGUGGUGAUCGCGCUGACGCACAUGCGCACGCGCAACGACGAGCGGCUGGCGGCCGCCUGCCCCGACAUCGACCUCAUCCUGGGCGGACACGACCACGUCUACGAGGUCAAGGAGGUGGCAGGCAAGCUGAUAGUGAAGAGUGGCACGGACUUCCGUCAGUUCUCGUGCAUCACGCUGUCGUUCCCAGCGGGGUCGGCGGCGGGCAGCAAGCCUGUCAUCACGGUGGAGCGUGUCGACGUCACCAGCGAUUACCCGGAGGAUCCCGUGUUGAAGCCUAUAUUGGACAAGUAUAACGCGAUGGUGGAAGGCAAGAUGGAGGAGGUGCUGGGCCGCUUCAGCGUGUCUCUGGAGGGGAGGUUCACGCACGUGCGGCGCGAGGAGACCAACCUGGGCAACUGGGUGUGUGACGUCAUCCUGGCCGCCACCAACGCCGACCUCGUCAUACUCAACUCGGGCACGUUCCGCUCGGACCGCGUCCACGAGGCCGGCGACUUCACGCUGCGAGACCUGUCCGCCGUCAUCCCCAUGCGCGACCCCCUGGUGGUGCUGGACGCCAGCGGGGAACAGAUCCUGGAGGCGCUCGAGAACGCCGUGAGCAAGUAUCCCAGCCUCGAGGGACGCUUCCCGCAGGUGGCGGGCGUGUCGUUCGCCUUCGACCCGUCGCGGGCGGCCGGGGCGCGCGUGCUGGAGCGCUCGGUGAAGGUGGGCGACGAGUACCUGGGCCGCGCCCAGCACUACCGCCUGGCCUGCAAGCUGUACCUGGCCGCCGGCAACGACGGCUACAGCGUGCUCAAGAAGUGCCCCGUGCUGGUGGACGAGGACAUGUGCCCGGAGGUGGGGCUGUGCAUCCAGAACCACUUCGCGGCCAUCAACGUGCGCACCGGCCGCGCCCGCCACAGCCGCCACCGGCAGUCGCUUGUCACGCUCAGCAGGCGCCACAGCCUGGUGAAGCUGCUGGAGGCCGCCGACCCCCCGCCCGCGCUGCGCCGCGCCGCCAGCCUCGCCGACCCCAACGCGCACCACGCGCCGCACAGGUUGACUCGCCGCGCGUCCCUUGAUGACCUGGAGCAGUCUUCGUGCGAGCUGGCGCCCCGGGUGGACGGGCGCAUCAUCGUGAUAGACUCUCCGGACAAGCUGGCGGCGCUGGAGGCGGAGCGUGCGCGCCACGAGGCCGACGCCGUCAUCCGGGAGGACGACGAGACUGGCCACUAGCGGGGGGGCUGCUUCUGAUCUGUCUGCUGUACGGCGUUCUGGGUAAAUGAGCCAGAGCACCGUUCUCUUUACACGUCUUGUACACAUGAAUGGGUAACUAUUAUUUCAGAACUGUGUAUCAUUGUAAUGAUCUGUAUAUUAUAAAAUCGGUAUCUUUGAUACAUCCCCACCAGCACAGAUAUUCACUCACGCUUAGCUCUGUUCGUAUCAAGUUGAGUGAAUCUUGACCCAACUUGAGUAUGGGAACAUACAAUCUUGACUUGUAGUCGGGACGUGACUAUAGCGCGACUUGUCGCGACUUGGCUGGUCAUUCUACAUGAUUCUAUAUAAAAGUCGCAACAUUUGCGUUGCGCCUCUAACAGUCUACCUCGAGCCAGUAUUGUGAGCCGUUGGAAACAAAUCCAUUCUCUGUCUUGCGAGAUGUUCGUUCGUGACAACCGAGACUAGUUAGUCUACGUACAUUAAAAUGGAAGUUCUAAAAUACACUAUUUUAUUUAUAUUUUUAUUAUACCUACUUUAUAUUAAUUUACUAAUGACGAACAUAUCUUUAGCAAUUACAUAAAUUGAUAAUAAAUCUCAAAUAGUUUUUACACAUCGUCUUUUCUUAAAAUCAACGAUAAACAAAAAAUAUGUUUUAUUAAUCUAGCAGUCUUGGUUGUCACGUGCGAUCUAUGAGAGGUGUAUAAAGUAUCAAUCUGCUUCUUUGCUGAACUAAAGACGUCUGUAACGACGCAGCAUCUAUGUAUUGUAUUCUCGUCACAAAAGACAUACCUAACUUAGAUUAUUAUAUUGGAUACGUCUCAAAUUUGCUUGAAACUACAUAUCAUCGAGAUCUGAACGCGCACUUAACGAAUAUUUGUUUAUUAGUAGUUUAAAGUUUUAUAAAAUGUACACACAGGGUGUCGGCUAGUAAAGAAUACAUAAUUAUCAUUGUCAUAGUGGGAGCUGAACAGUCGGUCUUUCCAUCUGGUCGUCUUAGGUACGAUUCCUGGGGGAACACUGUCAAGAAUCACUUUGUAAGACAGUUCCUAGAUUGGACAUUACAAGCAGAAUCCAUGUGAUCAAUCAUCCGAAAAAUGCAAUGAUUCCGUGCAUCGAAAGGCAGCUACUUUUUCUUAACCAAGUAGUCGUUAUAUGAGCCUGGGUUGCGUUUUGCUCUUCAAUAAUAACAAUGACGCCGGGACUCUGGUCGGUCAUCGACCUUACACCUCGCGAGACAGUCACCCGCUGUUCUUGUAUACCAUCGUCCAGUUCCCGACACCCUGUGUAUUGUAUACGUUUGCUAGCGAUAUAUAGAGCAUAUUUUGCACCUCAGUUACGAAGAGAGAUUAUUGCAAGAUCUUUAUGAUUAUUGUUGAAAAUUAUUUAUUUUUUAUGAUGGAUAUUAUUUAUUUUUAUGAGCAAUGUUACUCGGGUUUUGUUAGGCUAGUUGUAAGCAAUGUACGAAGUACGAGGAUAUCGUAAGCAAUGUCUAGUUUGUAAGAUGACGUCACACACACAUACAUAACCUCGCUAAUAUUACCUAUCCCCACUCCAGACCGGCCCUGUACGACAUUUCGAAAAGUUCAGUGCCUUCCUUAACAUUUGUAGUAAAUCUUCAAAGUACUAUUUUGUAGGCGACUGUGGCCGAAGAGACUGCGGUUGCCUUCAGAAAAGUAUCUCUAGGUCGGUAGCACUUUGGACAGGUUUUCGUACGAGUUAGGUUUAGUACGAACACUAGUCUAUGAGGACCAGCUGAGCUGGCGCCGUAUGCUCGCCCCCGUGUUAUGUGGAAAGUUGGGAUUUUUCAUUAUGUGUUCGUACGUGUACGCACGAAUCGAAUUCGUACGAAAACGCGUGCAGUGCGGCCGACCUCUGAUUUAGCCUCAGCCCCACGCCGUGACGAUCGUUCGAAUACCUCACCGCUGCAGCAACUGUAGUCUAUAAUAUUUAUACUGUACCUCCUGCAAGCCACGCCUCCGCUUCACUCACGACGGCCUUAUUAGCAGAGCAAUAAGAUUGCUUUUGCGGCACUUGUGCUAUGUUGUUGUCCCUUUCUUCUAGCGACUGUAGCUGUGUGCGAGAGCGAGAGGCAUAAUCGUGUAUUCAGUGUUGUGGAGCUUAUGAAGCUCAUAAUUAUUGCGAUGUUAUGUUUAUGUCUAUGAUAAAUCGAAUCUACAAUGAAUUAGGGCCGUGUCGUCCGCCGCCGCAUUGUGCAGACGGUUAUUUGUUUAUCUGUAGUUGUAUGUGUUAGUCUUCCAUUCGCUGUCGUAGUUAUGUUGUCUUCCUAUACAUCUUUAUUGUAGAAAUCAGAGUACAUUUUUUAGCUUGAACGGGUAUUCGGAUUCUCUAAAACUCUAAGAACGGUAUUUAUCCUCUACGAUAAUCUUAAAAGUAUGCACUGGGUGGCUUAACACGCGGCGGACGAGAGAAUUCAAGUAUCUUGUGUACGAUUAUUUUUCAACUAAACUAUACGUAACGAGAUAUCGAAUAGAUGUAAUACGUGUCGUGUAUGGGAGGUGACCACUCGCAACCGCCGUGGAACAUGUACAUACAUUUACGUCGAGCGAGUCACGGGCUUCAAUGUGUUGGCGAGCAAACGUCGGUCUGUGGUGGGGUGUCGAACAUAAUCUUAACACCUACAUGCUCAGCGUUGACUCGCCAAUAUAGUGGUGUCAAUAACUCGCUCAAUGUAAAUUAUACCUUAAGGUGAUGGCUGCGAGUAUGCUAGCAUUAUUAUAGUCAAAUUGGUACAGAACGUAUGCACGCGGUGUGGACCGGGACGCUGUGCAAUUAUUUCGACAGAUGUGUACACGUAUACUUCGGGUUAACUCUUUAACGUGGUACCAAAUAUCAUUAAAAAAAUAGUUCUAAUAGAUGGCAAAUAAGUAUAUGUAUACAAAAAUAACAAAAUAAUUGUAUCACGUGCGGACCUGGUCCAUACCGGACAACGCACACUCUAGGAAAUGUUUGAGAUGAGGGUUGUACGCGCGGUCCCGUGGUAGGACGCAGCCGCUGCUGCAGUGCUGUGCUAAUUGGAUCGCGGCGCCCGCCCGCGGGCAGUGGGAGCGAGACGGCGACACAAGUAUGUGGCUGUCUCGUCGUCACGCACUGUCGCUGUUUUUAAUUAUUUAAAUUAUGAACAAUCAAAUCAUCGCGGGUGUUUAACCGACCUUCAUUUUGAUGAUUAAAUAAAUGUAAUUUUGUGAAGUUUAAGGGCAGGCCCGAGGUACCGCGGUUUGAACAACACUGCUCUAAUGUACUCGUAAUAAGAGCGCUACUGUAACAGACAUAUUUCCUAAGAGUGUCACGAUGUUGAGAGACUGUAGAUAGUAACUGGUUAGACAGUGUACACUAGGAAACGAUAGAAUUUACACUUUAGAUAGCGGUUAUUAAAGUCAAGUGUACAGUGACCUCUGUCGAGACAUCAGACUCCAUAGAUCUGACUGUUUCUCUUGUAGAUGUCCGUUCUGAUAUUUGAGAGGUAAGGAAGGACACCACACACAUAUGUUACUGGUGACAAGUGCACUGUACAUGAAGAUGAAAGUAAUUGAAUAGAUAGUGACUGGUUACUAAGCCGACUGUACUGGUUACACGAGUGUACAUUAAGAUUGCGCAUGAGAGGGCUUGAGUGUGAGUAUCAAGUAGAAUAUUUAAUUGAUCUUAUGCUAUUGUAAUGUGACCACUUGUGAUAUAUUGAUUGUUUAUGUUGCUGAUUUGUUACAGAUGUGUAUUGUGUUUUGAAAUGUAUUAAAUAUUAUAGACAUGUAA
Pectinophora gossypiella (pink bollworm) is the source of this 6698-nucleotide messenger RNA. RefSeq names its product mannosylglucosyl-3-phosphoglycerate phosphatase. Gene Ontology annotation, molecular function: hydrolase activity. Gene Ontology annotation, biological process: nucleotide catabolic process. The transcript has 15 exons. The record is from RefSeq and is a predicted model, not a curated record. Lineage: Eukaryota; Metazoa; Arthropoda; Insecta; Lepidoptera; Gelechiidae. The coding region runs from base 924 to 2948 and encodes 674 amino acids.